Molecule: messenger RNA, 1572 nt
Organism: Cyphellophora europaea CBS 101466
Lineage: Eukaryota; Fungi; Ascomycota; Eurotiomycetes; Chaetothyriales; Cyphellophoraceae
Exons: 1
Coding region: 1-1572 (523 amino acids)
Biological process (GO): purine nucleotide biosynthetic process; ribonucleoside monophosphate biosynthetic process; 5-phosphoribose 1-diphosphate biosynthetic process
Cellular component (GO): ribose phosphate diphosphokinase complex; cytoplasm
Molecular function (GO): magnesium ion binding; ribose phosphate diphosphokinase activity
Source: RefSeq, a predicted model, not a curated record
AUGAGAGGCGUCAAAGUCUUCUCCGGCACCUCCCACCCCGCCCUCACCGAAGCUAUCUGCCAGCGUCUGGGCACCACACCUACACCAUGCGACCUCGGCCACUUCGCCAACGGCGAGAUUCGUGUGCAAGUUGGCGUCUCAGUGCGAAAUGAUGACGUCUUCAUCGUUCAAAGCGGCAGCUCUCGCAUCAACGACAGUGUGAUGGAGAUGCUCAUUAUGAUCAAUGCUUGCAAGGGCGGCUCUGCCAAGUCCAUCACCGCCGUGCUACCCUACUUCCCAUACUCGCGCCAGUCCAAGAAAAAGGCUCACAGAGGCGCUAUCACUGCGAAGAUGGUGGCCAACCUCAUGUCUGUGGCGGGAGUCAGCCACGUCAUCACUGUCGACCUGCACAGCUCGCAGAUGCAAGGCUUUUUUGGAAAACCAGUCGACAACCUCCACGCUGAGCCCCUAAUAGCAAGGUGGAUCAAGACCAACGUCAAGCACUGGAGCCAUGCUGUGGUGGUCAGCAAGAAUGUGGGCGGCACCAAACGUGUCACUUCUUUGGCAGACCGCCUGAAUGUCCAAUUUGCCAUCGUUUCCACCGAACGAGAGAGGAGACGACCGCCUGGCCAACCGGUCAACAUGGCUGACUCCACUGUCUUCUUCGAUGCGGUCGAGCCUGCAUCCCUGCGCACUUUUGAGCGAUCCAACAGUACCGACAGCGAUCGAAGCAAUGAUGCAGACACAGAGGCUGACUCGGCACCGUCGCCGAGACUCAAGCUCCAGGCCAAUGGCGGCGCUUCUCGCCCUAAAGCGGUCACCAUUUCCUCCGAUCCACAGAUCUCCAGCACUCCUCCAUCCGCAGAGGGCCCCAACGAUUCAGACGAGGACCUGCUGGGCGCGGGCGUGAACCGGGCCGAAACCUUCCCCAGCGCACGGAGACCGUCUGAAUACGAGGCCGCCGACUCUCUGAAUGAUCAAAAGGCAAGGGAUGUCAUCAUUGGCCGCUUGAUUCAGGGUCAUGUCGUCGACGAUGACCACCCGUCUCCCGCGUUAUCGGCGCAGUACGGUGCAGACCGCAACUCGGAUGGAAACGAUCACGAUCCAAUGACCUCUUCGUUCAUCUCCACUACAUCCUCGUUGCAAGCUGAUCAUGCCCUCGGUGGAACGCUGGAUGCUGCAGCAUCGUCGGAUGAAGAAGAGGAUGGGAUCAAGAACCCCGACCUACAGCACACGGUGACUCUAGUCGGUAAUGUCAAGGAUCGCACCGUGAUCAUCAUGGACGACAUUAUUGACAAGACCGGAUCGUGGAUAGCUGCCGCCGAGACUUGUGUUAAGAGGGGUCAGGCUAAGAUGGUGUAUUGCAUUGCGAUCCAUGCCUUGUUCGACGAUGAGUCCCUGGCAGAGCUCGAAGCCUGCGAGUGCAUUGAUUACGUGGUGGUGACAAAUACCUUCCCUAUGGCCAGUGAGCGGGCUAAGUCCUCCCGCAAACUGAUUGUGAUUGACCUGUCCAACCUUCUUUCGGAAGCCAUCAGGCGCAAUCAUCACGGAGGUACGCAGCCUUCUCUGGAGCCAUACUUGGACAAAUUCUAA